UUCUUCUUCCUAAACUUUCUAACUGGCCAUGGAAAGAACUGAGUAGAGUAGGCAAUUCUGCCGAAGUUUCAUUUUUCUCUCUUUAUUUUUGUUACUCAAACUUUAUAACACCUGUCAUUCUCUUCAUCUUCAAGUUUGCAUUUUUUUUAACUUGCUCUGUUUCAGUCGAUCUCCAUUCAUAGCCAUUCAUAACUCUGAUUCUGGGUGAUUUAAGUUUGUUUUAAUCGAAACAACACAGACCCAUUAUAAAGAGCUGAAGUCUGUUCAGAUAGCCACUGUGUGGAGAAUGAUCUGAAGUUGUAAUAGUCAUACAGAAUUUGAUCUCCUAAAAUGGCUACCAACGUUACACACACUUGUCCGAGUCCUAUGAAGGCUACUUCGAACGGUGCAUUCCAAGGAGAUGAUCCUCUUCAGUUUGCCCUUCCUCUUGCUAUUUUACAGAUAUGUUUGGUACUAGUUGUCACUCGACUUCUAGCAUUCCUUAUGAGGCCGUUAAGACAACCACGUGUGAUUGCUGAGAUUAUCGGAGGAAUAUUACUGGGGCCAUCAGCGCUAGGAAGGAGCGAAGCCUAUAUUAGCAAGAUUUUUCCACCCAGAAGUCUUACCGUGUUAGAAACUCUAGCAAAUCUUGGACUUCUGUUUUUCCUCUUCCUGGCAGGCCUAGAGUUAGAUCCUAAAUCCAUUCGCCGAACUGGGAAAAAAGCCCUGAUGAUUGCCCUGGCAGGAAUUACCCUCCCAUUUGCAUUAGGAAUUGGUUCCUCUUUUGUACUCCGACAAACCAUAUCUAAAGAUGUGGAUAGUGCUGCAUUUCUAGUAUUCAUGGGAGUGGCCCUUUCAAUAACUGCCUUCCCUGUCUUAGCUCGUAUUCUGGCUGAGCUUAAACUCUUAACCACUGAAAUUGGUAGGAUGGCUAUGUCAGCUGCAGCAGUCAAUGAUGUAGCUGCCUGGAUUCUACUUGCUCUUGCCGUUGCUCUAUCUGGGACUGAUAAAUCUCCUCUUAUCUCAUUAUGGGUCUUUCUAUCUGGGUGCAUUUUUGUAAUUUGUUGUAUUCUCGUUGUCCCUCCAAUCUUCAAAUGGAUGAGUCAGAGAUGUCAUGAAGGUGAGCCAGUGGAUGAGAUGUACAUAUGUGCAACACUAGCUGCUGUCCUGGCUGCUGGAUUUAUUACCGACACUAUAGGAAUUCAUGCCAUGUUCGGUGCCUUUGUCAUUGGAAUACUUGUCCCAAAGGAUAGUCCACUUGCAGGUGCUCUAGUGGAAAAAGUAGAGGAUCUUGUAUCUGGUCUCUUUCUGCCUUUGUAUUUUGUUUCAAGUGGACUGAAGACCAAUAUAGCUACCAUUCGAGGGCUCCAAUCAUGGGGUCUUUUUGUUUUAGUCACAGUUACAGCUUGUUUUGGGAAGAUAUUUGGAACUGUUGCGGUAUCUCUUUUAUGCAAAGUGCCCUUCCGUGAAGCUGUAACACUUGGGUUCCUAAUGAACACUAAAGGGUUGGUGGAACUCAUUGUUCUCAACAUUGGUAAAGAUAGAAAUGUUUUAAAUGAGCAAACAUUUUCCAUCAUGGUACUAAUGGCUGUCUUUACUACAUUCAUCACCACACCUGUUGUCAUUGCAGUGUAUAAGCCAGCAAAAAGGGCAAUGAUGGCUAAUUACAAGUAUAGAACAGUUGAAAGGGAAAAUCCAAACACCCAACUUAGGAUCUUGGCUUGUUUCCAUAGUACAAGAAACAUUCCAUCAUUGCUAAACCUGCUUGAGGCCUCAAGAGGAACCGAGAAGCGAGAAGAGCUUUCUGUUUAUGCACUGCACCUCAUGGAGCUUUCUGAGAGGUCAUCAGCUAUUCUAAUGGUUCAUAAGGCACGAAGAAAUGGAUUGCCCUUUUGGCACAAGGGCCAUCGGUCCGAUUCUGGCAAUGUUGUUGUGGCAUUUGAGACUUACCGGCAACUAGGCCGAGUAUCUGUUAAGCCAAUGACAUCAAUCUCUUCAAUGUCCGAUAUGCACGAGGACGUUUGUUCCACUGCCGCGGGGAAAAGGGCUGCAAUCAUUAUCCUUCCAUUCCACAAGCACCAAAGGCUGGAUGGCACGUUAGAAGUUACUAGAAGUGACUUCCGCUGGGUUAACAGGAGGAUCCUUGAGCAUGCACCUUGCUCUGUUGGAAUUUUUGUUGACCGUGGGCUUGGUGGAAAUAGCCAUGUGGCUGCCAGUAACGUGUCUUGUUUCAUUGCAGUUCUAUUCUUUGGUGGUCGAGAUGACAGGGAGGCCCUUGCUUAUGGCUGCCGGAUGGCUGAGCACCCUGGUAUUAGACUAAUGGUCAUCCGCUUUCUUGUGGAACCCAACAUUGCUGGGGAUAAUGCGAUAAUUAAUGUGGAAAGCAAUUCAAGCACCGAUUUUAGUUCACUUGACAACGACGUCUUGGUCAACUUUAAGAAGACUAAGGCCAACGACAAUUCCAUCAAAUAUGAAGAGAAACCAGUUCAAAAUACUGAUCAAGUUAUUGCUGCCAUCCGUGAAAUCGGCAACUGUAAUCUGUUUUUGGUGGGUCGGAGUCCAGCUGGUGAAGUAGCCUUAGCUUUGAACAGGAGGAGUGAGUGCCCAGAAUUGGGGCCUGUUGGUAGUCUCUUGACUGCGCCAGAAUUCUCUACAACAGCAUCAGUUUUGGUUGUCCAACAAUACAAUGGUCAGGUGCCCUUGAAUUUGGACUCAGAAACUGGGGAAGAUUCAACAGACAGAGAAUGAAAAUCUAACUAACUGAGCUUAGUUUCUUAAUUUCUUACUGAAUCUGGUCUAAUAAAGUAGCUGAGUGUUCCAAAGUUCUGCCCCCACAUUUUUUUUCUUCUUCAAAAUAAUGUCUUUUCUUGUGGUUUUGUUUGGAGUAGUUGGCCUUGUUGUGAUCACAAUCUGUAAUUAAUUCGUAGAAUUUAAUUGAGAAAAGAACAUCUUCAUUCAGAAACUA
Humulus lupulus (European hop) is the source of this 2944-nucleotide messenger RNA. Its product is annotated as cation/H(+) antiporter 18-like. Gene Ontology annotation, biological process: regulation of pH; proton transmembrane transport. Gene Ontology annotation, molecular function: antiporter activity. The transcript has 4 exons. NCBI's taxonomy places the organism in Eukaryota, Viridiplantae, Streptophyta, Magnoliopsida, Rosales, Cannabaceae. Bases 331 to 2727 code for a protein of 798 amino acids. The record is from RefSeq and is a predicted model, not a curated record. Gene Ontology annotation, cellular component: membrane; endomembrane system.